Molecule: messenger RNA, 996 nt
Organism: Danaus chrysippus (African queen)
Lineage: Eukaryota; Metazoa; Arthropoda; Insecta; Lepidoptera; Nymphalidae
Source: the annotation of a GenBank genome assembly
AUGAGUAAGCGAAAGAAUCCAUCUACCAAUAAUAAUCUGAAUGCAGAUUUUUGUGAUUUUUUAAUGGAAUUAGCCGAUUAUGAAAAAAAUGUCAGUCGUAAUAUUCAUAAAUACAAUGCUUAUCGUAAAGCUGCUAGCGUUUUAGCUGCGCAUCCCAAACGUAUUGAAUCUGGACAGGAAGCAAAGAAGUUAAAUGGUGUAGGAGAGAAAAUAUCCAACAAAAUUGACGAGUUUUUACAAACGGGAAAAUUAAGAAAAUUAGAUAAUAUACAUAAUGACGAAAAGGCACAGGCUAUUAGUUUACUGACACGGGUUUCAGGAAUAGGUCCUGUGAAAGCUGCCGAUUUAAUAAUUAAGGGUAUAAAAACUUUAGAAGAUUUGAACAAAAACAAGGAUUUGUUAAACCACCAUCAACUGAUUGGUCUGAAGUACUUCGAAGAUUUCGAACAGAAAAUUCCUCGUGAAGAAAUUCAAAAAAUAGAGGCAAUAAUAAAGAAAAAUAUUUUAAAUUUAGAUUGUGAUUAUACUAUUACCAUUUGUGGCAGUUACAGGCGCGGUGCAUCACAAAGUGGCGAUAUUGACGUACUAGUUACACACCCAACAAUGAAAUUGGAUAAGGAAAAAAUAGGUGAAAAGCUUUUGAAAAAAAUAAAAGAGGCUUUAGGUGAACUCAUUGUUGACGUGAUAUCAAUGGGUGCAACUAAGUUCAUGGGCGUGUGUCGUCUGUCAGAAGAACAUUUAAACCGGCGUUUGGACAUCCGGCUUAUACCGAACGAACAGUAUCACUGCGCGGUUCUUUACUUCACCGGAAGUGACGUUUUCAAUAAAGAUAUGAGAGCCCACGCUUUGGAAAAACGUUUUACACUGAAUGAAUACUCCCUGCGGCCGAUAGGUGUCACCGGUGUUCACGGACAGCCGGUGCCUAUCACAUCAGAAGAAGACAUUUUCGACUACAUCGACUAUCCUUACAAGAAACCGGAAGAACGAAAUCUGUAG